Messenger RNA from Anopheles arabiensis, 1719 nucleotides. It is a transcript of the gene GMF, whose product is annotated as glia maturation factor gamma. NCBI's taxonomy places the organism in Eukaryota, Metazoa, Arthropoda, Insecta, Diptera, Culicidae. Gene Ontology annotation, biological process: negative regulation of Arp2/3 complex-mediated actin nucleation; actin filament debranching. Gene Ontology annotation, cellular component: actin cortical patch. The record is from RefSeq and is a predicted model, not a curated record. The coding region runs from base 197 to 613 and encodes 138 amino acids. The transcript has 3 exons. Gene Ontology annotation, molecular function: Arp2/3 complex binding; actin binding.
ACCAAUACAAAACGGCACCGAACAAAACACAAACAAAGAAUCUAGGCGAGGCGCAUUCAAACAUCGCCGCCCUUUCGUCGUACACUCUUUGGCAGCAUAAUUCCGCACUUGGUUUGUUCAAAUUUCUCUCAACGAAACAUAUCGCUAUUGGGUUUGUGCUGUGUUUGUGAGUGCUCGAAAGGAAACGAAAAACACGAUGACCGAAGCGCAGAUCUGUGAUAUUAGCCCCGAGGCAAAGGAGGAGAUCAGCAAGUUUCGCUUCCGACGCAACGCAACCAAUACGGCAUUGAUUCUGAAAAUCGACCGCGAGAAGCAGCUGGUUACCGUGGACGAGCUGCUGGAUGACGUAGCGAUCGAGGAGCUGCAGGAACAGCUGCCCAGCCACCAGCCGCGCUACAUCAUCUACAGCUACAAGAUGGUGCACGACGAUUCACGGAUAUCUUACCCAAUGUGCUUCAUUUUCUACACGCCGCGCGACAGCCAGAUGGAGCUGUGCAUGCUGUACGCGAAAACGCGCAUGGCGCUGCAGCGCGAGGCCGACCUGACGCGCUACUACGAAAUCCGCGAGCUGGACGAUAUGACCGAGGACUGGCUGCGGGAGAAGCUUCGAUAAGCGCGUUUACCGGAAACGCGUUACAAAAGACGCAAACACACCUACACACACACCUAUACACGCAUUGCAACGACAGUACAGAUUGGCCCCAGUUGAGCGAAUGAGAAAAGAAUUUGCCAAAAAAUAAGAAAGACAAACUAAACGCCAGAAGAAAGUGGAAGCAAUAAUCGAGGGCCGUAACUCAUGCCCACUACCAACCUGUAUUUCAAACUCCGCUGUAUGAUAAUCAGCUUUAUCGGUGAAGCAUAUCCCAGCAUUAUAAUAUUAGUAGAACAGGGAGUUACGCAUUUAGAGAGCUUAUUGGAAGAGGUUAUUGGUUGUAAUUACCUCGGUGAACGCAUACAUACGAUAAAUAGUGUUAUUACGUACCUUCCCCACAACAAUAACAACAAUAACGAUGCAGGAUGAGCAGCAGCAGGAGCCGAAGCAAACCAAAAGGACCACUAAAGGGCUUUUGCUGCAAAACUACAAGAGCAACCAACAAUGCAGGAACUAAAAAGGGAUAGAUUUUGAUCGUGCAACGACGAUAUUUUUGUGUGCGUGUGAUAGAGAAGCUACUACAUACCUAUAUAGCUGUAUAGAAGCUCUUCCUUUUUAUUCUAUUAUAUUAGCCGAAGUAACUGUAUUCCCACAGUAGCAGAGUGCAUUUUCUUUCCAUUUUCUUACGCCACGUGGCGUCUGUCUACACGACAAAAGACAAAAGUACAAGUACGCUACUGAUAGUGUACGGUUUUGUGUGUGUUUUUGGGGGAGUAAACUUACUUAGUUUGAUUUUGUUUUUCCUGUUUUUGAGUUGUUGUAAGGCUGUAAAAGGAAUUGUAACGAUUUCGACUGAAAAGGGCGUAGGAAGAAAGAGGAAACGAAACGGUAGUGAUCGUAGGAAAGAUCGAUAGAGAUAGUUCUUUUUUUUGCACUAGCAUAUCGCUUGUCUUACAGGGUUGAAAAUAGCUUCUUCUUUUGUUGUAUUCACAACAGGAAUAAGGCAAGGGAGUAAAUCCUUAAAAAAACCAGGCUUUGGAUUUCAUAUUUUGACCGUAGUGUUUAGUUCACGUGUGUUCAUUGCCGUGCAACGUGUAUUAUCAAUAAAUUGCAAAGUUUUGAUACUA